UUAUCAACAAAUGUCGGCAUUUAUUUAAAAAAAUAUCUCUUUGUAAGUAGCAAAUGUAAAAAGUUUUAUUUAGAUUGACAAAAUAUGGAUAGGCAAGACAUGGUAAUUUUUUUAAAAGCUCAUUGAAUAUGAACGUUGCUCAGAAAAUUAAAUACUUGGAAUGCUUGCGAUGGUCUUACACGGUCCCAAUAUUAUGUUAUUUGGCAUUUUUCGUCAUGAUUUGGAUGUUGGCUGUACCUUUAAAACACAAUAUAAAAAUUGUCAAGGAUUUAAAAGUGAAUGUAGAAGAUUCUUUUGAAAUCCGAAUUAAGAACAGUAAUUUCAAUACUGAUAAACGAGGCGAAGAGGAAUUGAUUGAUAAAAAUGAAUAUUUGGUUGAUUUUAAUAAGGAUGGUACUCGAACUCUAAUGGAAGUUUUUGAAAAGGCUGAUAAAGACAAAAACAACAAACUUGAUUCGAAAGAGUUGGCGAUGUGGAUUAGACAAAAAAUUGUGGAACAUAUUUCUACUGCUAUCAGUUCAAAUUUGGAAUUGUUUAAUCUUAUUGAUGUUAGUCCCCAAAAUGGUGUGAUCACUUGGAGAGAAUACCAUACAUACUUUUUAAAAAAGAGGGGAUUUAGUGACAAGUUUAUCGGAGAUCAUGAUGAAAAAAGGCAUAGGGGACUUGAGAGAUCUCUUAAAGGUACGUAUUUAUCAGAAAGAAUAAUGAGAGAUAAAGCAGCAUGGACUGAAGCAGCCAAAUCGAAUCCAAACACAUUAACUAUAGAUGAAUUUUUGUCCUUUACCCAUCCCGAAUCAAGUGUUACGAACCAAUUGAUGCUAGUGGAUGAACUAUUUGACAAAUUUGAUAGAGACGGCGAUGAGCUGUUGACAGAAGAUGAGUUUGCCGUUCUACAAACUGAAGGUAAUGGUGAUGAGCCAUUGAUAGUAAGGCAAGACGAAAACGAACGAAGAGAAGAAUUUCGAAAACGAAUCGAUCUUAAUGGAGAUGGUAGAGCGGAUAGGAGGGAAUUAUUACACUAUGUUGCUCCUCAAAGUCCCAGACACAGUGAACAUGAAGCGGAGGCUCUUCUGGCUCUUGCUGAUAACGACCAUGAUCAAAUGUUAUCUUUAGACGAAAUGCUUGCACAUCCGGAUUUGUUUUUAAAAUCGAAGAUGGUCGACACUGCCAGAAGUUUUCAUGAUGAAUUUUAAAUACAG
Molecule: messenger RNA, 1199 nt
Organism: Diabrotica balteata
Lineage: Eukaryota; Metazoa; Arthropoda; Insecta; Coleoptera; Chrysomelidae
Source: the annotation of a GenBank genome assembly